This is a messenger RNA of Exaiptasia diaphana, 769 nucleotides long. Its product is annotated as myb-like protein X. Lineage: Eukaryota; Metazoa; Cnidaria; Anthozoa; Actiniaria; Aiptasiidae. The transcript has a single exon. The record is from RefSeq and is a predicted model, not a curated record. The annotation marks the transcript as partial.
AUGCAAGUAGUUUGCGUAGUUCUUAGUCUCGUUAGUAGCUCAAAGGAUGACUUUCUUUUUGCAGACAAAGAACGAGGUGAACCAGAUCUUGUACAGAUGAAAACAAUAGGAGACUUGGAGGCGGCAACUGCUAACGAAGAAGAACAAGAAGGAAAAACAUUUUCAACGUUCGCUAUCACGGAGACUGAAGACAAAGCAUUGUCAACGUUCGUUGUCACGGAGACUGAAGGAAAAGCAUUGUCAACAUUCGCUGUCACGGAGGCUGAAGACAAGCAACAAACAGACACUAAUGUUCAAAAAAAUGGAACUGUUGACGUUGAAAAUGAAGUUGAAGUUGAUGUUCAUCAGCAAGCACCAGUUGACAAAUCGAUGGAAAGCAACCAAUCUGAUGAGAAAAAAGAAGAAAACAUUUCGGAAUUAGCUGCACUAGGAAAGGAAGGAAAGGAAGGAGAGAAAGAGGAUGACAAUCAGAAGGAAGAGGAUGACAAUCAGAAGGAAGAGGAUCACAAUCAGAAGGAAGAGGAUGACAAUCAGAAGGAAGAGGAGGAGGAGAAGAAGAAGGAGGCCGAAGAGGAGAACCUCAGCAAAGCUUAUGAGAAACCAGAUGACGGUACCAAACCAACAAUCAGUUCAGAGAUGRCUGAUCAGGAUGAUAAAGUCGACGGCGAUGAAAAARAAGACGAAGAGAAACAGCAAGAGACUUCGAUCGAUGCAACUGAAAUCGUUUCUUUAGAACAAGCUGCAAGCGAACGAAAGGAAGAUGAAGAGA